AUUGCGUCGACGCCGAUCGUCAAGACAACGAUGCAGGCGUCGACGCCGAUCGUCAAGACAACGAUGCAGGCGUCGACGCCGAUCGUCACGACAACGAUGCACGCGUCGGCGCCGAUCGUCAAGACAACGAUGCAGGUGUCGACGCCGAUCGUCAAGGCAACGAUGCAUGCGUCGACGCCGAUCGUCAAGACAACGAUGCACGCAUCGACGCCGAUCGUCAAGACAACGAUGCAGGUGUCGACGCCGAUCGUCAAGACAACGAUGCAUGCGUCGACGCCGAUCGUCAAGACAACGAUGCACGCAUCGACGCCGAUCGUCAAAGCGACGCCUCCACCGUGGGUCGACUGCUUCGGAUUCGACGCGCUGGUCUCCGAGUCGGACCUCCUGCCGUCGCCCGUUGUCACGAAGCUGGCACGGCGCUCGGUCGGGACGUCGGUGGGGCACCGGCGCCGUGACAUCGACGCGUCCGCUCUCCUCGAGGACUCCGGGUGCGGACUAGAGUUGUCGUCGACGUCGGCGGUGGCGUCGGCGCUCUCGACGGCCGGCGGACGCAGCGCGGUG
Molecule: messenger RNA, 561 nt
Organism: Priapulus caudatus
Lineage: Eukaryota; Metazoa; Priapulida; Priapulimorpha; Priapulimorphida; Priapulidae
Product: endochitinase A1-like
Exons: 1
Source: RefSeq, a predicted model, not a curated record